AUGGACCGAGUUACCAGAUAUCCCAUCUUCGGCAUCCCUCAUUCAUCCCGCAUGACUGACAGUGACACCAGCUACACGUUUGAGCUGGCAGGCGUGGGGGCCAUGGCCAGUGUCUGGAGCCCGGACGAGACACCAGCAUGGCCCACUGACCGUGAGGCCUCCCUGGAAAUGACACGGACAGGGACCUCCCGCAGCCUGCGUGUUUUCCCUGGCCGGACAGCCCAAUGGCCACCCUGCCCCGAGGAUAAUGAGGAUGAGGAGGUGAAGGCCUACCACCUGGAGGCCAGGGAUACCCCACCCUGGCAGCCACAGAACCUGGAGCGGGAGCGCCAGGCAGUCAUUCGGGGCCAGGCCGUCAGGAAGAGUGGCACGGUGGCCACACUCCAUGGUGCCCCUUACCACAGGGAGCCCGGGGGCCCCAGCCAACCACAGUCCAUGCCCCUGGAGGAGAACAAGAUCGACAGGGAGCAAAUUGACUUCCUGGCAGCCAGGCAGCAGUUCCUGAACCUGGAGCAGGCGAACCCCCCACCCGGAGUGGCCCAUGCCAAUGCAAGGGUUCCCCGGAGCCCCCAGCCCAGGAACUCCCCCCCAGGGGCGAGUCAGGCCUCCAAGGCCCUGAGCAGGCCACACCUGGCCAAUGGGUAUGUCCUCCCAGUCAAACCCCAGGUGAAGGAGGUGGUCACGGAAGAGAAGAGGGUUCACCCUUUGCCCACCAGGUCUGGUGCCCAAGCCCUGGAGGACCCUGGUUCCCGGUCCAGAGAGGAGUCCCCAGAGCCCCACAAGGAGACGCCCAUUGAGCGGGAGAUCCGACUGGCCCAGGAGCGGGAGGCAGACCUCCGAGAGCAGAGGGGGCUUCAGCGGGCAGCCAGCCACCAGGAGCUGGUGGAGAUCCCAGCCAGGCUGCUGCUGAGCAAGGUGAGCCUGGCUGCAGCACCACGGCGGGACAGGGGUCGUCCAUCACUCUACGUGCAGCGGGACAUUGCUCAGGAGUCACAGCGUGAGGAGGACCACCGGCGGGAGGGGCUGCAGGCAGGCCGGGCAUCCACACCCGACUGGUCCUCUGAAGGACCCCAGCCCAGACUCCGAAGAGUCCACAGCUCAGACUCCAUCCUUAGCCCGACCCCGGAUGCCCACACGUCCAGCCCGGCCCCAGAGGUGAGGAAGGUGAGCCGUAUCCCACCUGAUGCCUACCAACCGUACCUGAGCCCUGGGAUGCCCCCAGGAGAGUCCCCUGCCUCCCACACCUACCGCAGGCCUAGCAACCUCUCAGCAGAUGAAGCCAGGCCAGUGGGCUCUCCAAAGGCUGCAGGGUCUCAGAGACGUCCCUCAGAAUCCUCUGCAAAGCUCUCAGGCAUGAAGCAGGAGCGCCCCCUGCAACCCCUGCAUGCCAGCAGGGGUGUCCUCAGACAGGAGUACUUCCAUCUGCGGCCCCUGCGGUUCAGAGUCCCGGAUGAACCUGAGAGAGCUGAGGCCCCCCGAGUUUGGGGCUGGGAAGUGGAGGGGGCCCCAGCACUGAGGCUACAGAAGUCCCAGUCAUCUGAGCUGCUGGAGAGGGAAGUGGAGAAUGUCCUGCGACGGGAGCGGGAGAUGGCUGAGGAGCGGCGGAGUGCUCUGUACCCUGAGGUCUUCUCAGAUGAGUGCUGUGACCACGACUCUAGGAGCUCCUCCUGCACAUCUGGCAUCACAGGCAGCUACUCAGUGUCUGAGUCACACUAUUUCACCCCCAUCCACCUGCACUCGGACCUGGUGUGGACGGUGGAGGCCCCGGCCGAGGAUGCUCUCCAGCAGAGAAAGAAGAAGGAACAGUGGUAUGCCGGCAUCAACCCCUUGGAUGAUGUCAACUCGGAGAUUCUAGAGGCCACACGGGUGACCCGACACAGGAACGCCAUGGCAGAGCGCUGGGAAGCCGGGAUCUACGCCAGCGAGGACGAGGACUGA
This is a messenger RNA of Rangifer tarandus platyrhynchus (Svalbard reindeer), 1938 nucleotides long. The record is from the annotation of a GenBank genome assembly. NCBI's taxonomy places the organism in Eukaryota, Metazoa, Chordata, Mammalia, Artiodactyla, Cervidae.